GUAUAACUUUAGUUGUUCCAAAAACAGCAUGUGAUAGUACACUUAGUACAAUUUAAAUUGUGAUUUUCUACAAUUGAAUUGCUAUUAAAAUACAGUAAGCACAAAAUUAGUUGUUCCAAAAUAGAAUACUUCAAGUUAACUAAUCCUUAGCUGGCUUGAAGUAUAUUGAUGAUUAUGGCUUCCAGUAUGCUAAAAUUGAACAUACUUAAUAAAUGUAUUUUUCCUGCUGACUGUUUUUCUUUUUUUCCCGUUUUUUACGACUGUAUUUUCAGGUUAAACCUCAAUAUGGCUUCAUGACUGAUCUGAUCUAAAAACAGUGUCAGCAACAGUGAGGUUGCAAAAAUUACAGAACAUUUGAGUCUAUUAACUUUUGAAGAUUCUCUGCGCGUUCCUGGAGCUGUAAAGUGUGCGUGGCUAUGUUGGAGCGCGCUUGUCUCGGGUACGCGCACUCCAGUGGAGCUCUCAGCUAGACAUGGCGGCGGAUCCAAAGCCGGACUGGCUCUGCUGUCUUCCCUCUUCUUGGAGUUAUGGAGUGACUCGGGAUGGACGCAUAUUCUUCAUUAACGAAGAAGCAAAGAGUACAACCUGGCUGCAUCCUGUUACUGGAGAGGCUGUGAUCACAGGCCACAGGAAAACUCCAGAUUUACCAACAGGAUGGGAGGAAGGAUACACGUUUGAGGGCGCUCGCUGCUUCAUCAACCACAAUGAAAGAAAAGUGACCUGCAAGCACCCAGUGUCAGGCAUCCCAUCACAAGACAACUGCAUCUUUGUUGUAAAUGAACAUCUGAAUAUAGGAAAGUUUGUUCACCAUUACACUGAAAGAUUCAUCAGACCAGCUCCAAAGGCUUCAGCAGAGCAGGAAAGCAGCACUGACAAGAAAGAGCGUCCCAUGAGCAUCAUGAGUGAGGCCUCUAACUAUACUGGUGGCUCAGAUUACAGCACCUUCCCUGGCAGCCCAGCUACCACUGUCACUACUGUCACCACCACCUCAUCUACGAGGCCUUCUAGGUCAUCCAAAAAAGUCCACAAUUUCGGCAAGAGAUCCAACUCCAUCAAGCGGAACCUUAAUGCCCCUGUGGUCAAGAGAAACUGGCUUUAUAAACAGGAUAGCACAGGCAUGAAGCUGUGGAAAAAGAGGUGGUUUGUGCUGUCUGACAUGUGCCUCUUCUACUACCGUGAUGAAAAGGAGGACAGCAUUCUGGGAAGUAUCCUGCUGCCCAGUUUUCACAUUUCCAUGCUGUCUGUGGACGAUCACAUCAGUAAGAAAUAUGCCUUCAAGGCCACUCACCCCAACAUGCGGACAUAUUACUUCUGCACAGACACCUCAAAGGAGAUGGAGUCCUGGAUGAAAGUCAUGACAGAUGCUGCACUCGUCCACGCUGAGCCGGUCAAAAGGCUAGACAAGCUGAACGUGGAGCAGCAGACACCUCAGCAAUGGAACAACUUGUUGAACCACACUGCCCUUACACAGCCUGAGAUCCAGAACAACGAACGGAACAGAGAACCUGUACGACAACAUUCACUUUCACGGGCCGAUGAAAAACGCUUGAAAGACAUUGAAAAACAGAAUAGCCAGAAGGAGAGAGAGUAUUACACCCUACAAAGAGAUGGAGAAAAGUACUCAUUAAAGAAAGAUGGAAUUAGCUACAUGCUUCAGAAGGACGGAGAUAGAUAUCUCCUUCACAAAGACGGAGAGCGAUACCUGCUGCGAAAGGAUGGGGAGAAAUACUCACUGCAGAAAGAUGUGGAGAAUUAUGCUGUUCAAAAAGUGAAUAAUAAAUAUACAGUGACACCAACAGAAGAUAAAUAUGCUCCUUCCAAAGAUGGUGAAAAGUUUCUACUUGCAAAAGAUGGAGAAAAGUAUGCUCUGCAGAAAGUUGGAGACAGACACAUGCUCCAGAAAGACGGGCAAAUUUAUGCUCCUGUAAAGAGACAGUUAUCAUUAAAGGAAACAGAAAGAUACAGCGCCAUGAAAGACACCGGAAACAAAUAUGGUACCAUACAAAUUGUGGAUAAAUACGGCAAUCUAAAGGAAGUAAGGAAGUACAGCACACUACGAGAGGGGAAUAAAUAUGCUGCUGUUACAGACGCAGAGAAGUAUGCUACAAUUCGUGCUGGGGAAAAGUAUUACUACCAGAGAGAUCCAAGUUCAGAAAGGUCUUUAAAUAAUAUCAACAGCAUUAAGCUUCAGCCUGCUCAAGCAGCUGCCAUUGCAGCUGCAGUGUCAGUAUCGCGCCAGAACCAGGCAAAUGUCAACGUCCAAAAACCUCUGCAAGUUAACAGGUCUGGAGAACAGCCUGGGGACUGCGGUCAGAUAAAAGCAGAGAACACUGUGGCCAGGGUUCCUCUGCAGGCCCCAGCUCCAGUUCAUGAGCCAGACUUUGGCAUACCCAGCUCCAGUUCCAUGCAACACCUGGAGCCGAGGGUUCGAGUUCACCGAACAAGAGAACUGGAUGAUGACUUGCGAAGUGUUAUGUCAUACCAGACAUUGCCCAGGAACAUGCCCAGUCACAGGACACAGAUCGUCCCCUGCUUCCCUGAGGGUUACCGCACACUGCCCCGCAACAGCAUGAUGAGGCCUGAUAGCAUCUGCAGCGUAACAGGCUCUGUUUACGAUCGGGCCCUCCAGCCAGUCUCCUCCACUAUCGGCACAGCAGAAAAAAGGCGAUCAAUGAGAGACGACACCAUGUGGCAGCUGUAUGAGUGGCAGCAGAGGCAGGCCUUCUCCAGGCAGAGCUUGGCACAACCAGCAGCUGUGGGUCAGUACGGCACCCUGCCCAGCACAAAGACCAUGGGAAACAUCUCUGAGCAUGCUGUGGCACGCUCCAUCUCCACCUCCCCGUCUCAUGGCAACCUGGCGCUCUACAGCAGCUUCUCCCCCCCUCACCAGCAGGCUGUUCCUAACCCAAGCAGCUCACUCUCUGAGGUGUCCUCACCUGUCCUCAGAGGGGAUGGGACGUUGGAUCGCCGGCAAAGGUCUCACCUCAGCAAAUAUGGAUGUCCAUCAGACCGACGGUCUGUGGCAGCCUGUGUCUCUCCUGAAACAAUCACACCACAGACUCUGCAGGGCAAGACGCCUGAGGAGCUGACACUGCUGCUCAUCAAGCUCCGCCGGCAGCAGGCAGAAAUCAACAGCCUGCGGGAACAUACAGUAGCUCAGCUAAUGGCUCUGGGAAUAGAAGGGCCCAACCCCAAGACUGAUGUUCUCUCCCACCAUCUUCAGAGGAACCUUACUUACCUGGACAAGCAGACGAAGGAGAAUGAGCCUCUUAUCUUCAUGAUUCACACUAUGAUUGAGAACUCGGCGCCAAGGCCGCAACUCUACCAGCAAAUCACUCCAGAAGAUUUUAAAGACAGCUCUUUAAACCAGUCCAUUGACAAGGCUGAUGUAGAGACUAAGCUGAGCAGACUGUGUGAGAAGGACAAGGUGCUGAGGAUGCAGGAAGAGAAGCUGCAGCAGCUGCACAGGGAAAAGCACACUCUGGAGACGGUGCUGCUGUCAGCCAGUCAGGAGCUGGGUGAGCAGAGCGGCUCCAACACGGCGGCCAUGCAGAGCCUGGUCCAACAAAGAGAUGUUCUGCAGAGCGGCUUGCUUAGCACCUGCAGGGAGUUGUCCAGAGUCACCGUCGAGUUGGAGCGAUCGUUGAAGGAGUAUGAGCAGCUAGAGGCAGAUGUAACUCUAGCCAGGACCAAACUGCUGGAGCAGCUGGAGGCCCUGGGCAGCCCACAGACAGAACCUCCAAGUCAGCGGCACAUCCAGAUCCAGAAGGAGCUUUGGAGGAUCCAGGACGUGAUGGAGGCUCUGUCUAAAACUAAACCUCACCAGAGAACAGAGUGUGGUUUUCCUGGUUCAACGCCUCUUUCCAGUCAGCAGAAAAAUGAGGCAGUGCCACCCAGCCCACUUAAAGAGGGCAGCAAGGUGCCCGCUCGCCCGCCCCUCCCUCAGUGCUAUGACUCAGAGUGCAUCCCUCACACCCUCCCCCACCACUCACAACCCGGCAGCCGAACCCUCCACGCUCACCGCCCUGAAGAGCGCAAGGCCAGCUCCAGGAAUGGAGCACACAGCCAAGCUCCAGACUACCGGCUGUAUAAGAGCGAGCCUGAGCUCACAACUGUGAAGGAGGAAGGAGACGAGGCCAACGGUGAUGAUAAGGACAAGACUGAGACAUCUACUGAAAGUAAAAACACCCCACCAUCCAAAGUGCCCCCCUACCCAGUGGGUAUUGUUGCUCCCAGGACUAAAUCUCCCAUGAGCCCCCCUGAGUCUUCCACUAUCGCCUCCUACGUCACCCUGAGGAAAACCAAAAAACCUGAAUCUAGAUGUGAUCGUCCAAGGAGUGCUGUGGAUCAGAUGGGAUUUGGGGAGCGAGAUUUCAUCAGAACAAGGAUGAGUGUUGAGGAGCAGCUGGAGAGAAUGAGGAGAAACCAGGAGGCAUCUUCACUCCGAGAGAAGAGAAGAGAAACACUGUCACGCUCAUCUUCUUUCAACAAAGACAACCCCCUCCUCCACUUGCAGCGUCGGGCGCAGACAGAAAUGGCCUGUCUGAACUCUGUGGAGCUUGAGACAGCGUUGCUGCAACUAAAAGUUGCUCAUAAGGAACAGACUGAAGCAACAUCAGGAGCUAACACUGUAGAUGGGCCACCGAUCUCACCACAGAAAGUACAGAGAACUGAUCGUGUGAAGGAUUCCCAGCAUGAAGAGGUGCAGCAGGAAAAGGCCAUGAACCUGCUGAUCAGAAACCAGACAGAGGAGCUGUGUGAGAGCCAGAGGGUGAUCAUUGUGGACCUCGGCACAGAACCAAAGCGUGUGGAGAUCGUAAACUUUCAGCCCUUUGAGGAUGAUGAGAGCAAAGGUCAAGAUCUGACCAGCUCUCCUACAAACACCUUAACUGAAAACAGUUUUCAGCCAUCAAGCCCUGAGCCUAAGGAACAGGAAACAGAGGAAAGCCUAACUCCCAGCCAGGAGGAGCACCUUGGGAAGAGUCUUGAUUCAUGCAAACAGCUGCCUGGAGACAGCAACACGCACAACAUCAACAGCAACAUGUCUGUGCAGACGUUUACCUUGGUUAGCAGCGACACGUGAGCAUGGUCAGCCUCAGAGUCCAAAACAACAUCCCAUGAAGCCCAAAUGUAGCCAACCAGCACAGAGCAUUUUUCCAUGGCUUUCUGCGUUCCUGACAGAACUACAUGCCUGCACAGAGAUUGACACUCGGUAGUAGCAAUCAAUGGCUGGUGGGAAGUCUUUGAAUCCUGGCACAGACAGAGCUUGUUAUUCAUUAGUACAUUUUAGACAUUUUUCAAACUGAGAAGCUCCUUUUUAUCCCCUAAACAUGUUUGCAUAAAAAAGAUUGUGAACUGGUUAUAGAUUAUGUUUUUACCAAUGGCAAACCCUGAGAUGGAUCAAAAGGGAACAAAAGUCUAAUUUCAGUGACUCUAUUCAGUAAAUAAAACAUAUAUCAAUUAAAUAUCA
This is a messenger RNA of Xiphophorus maculatus (southern platyfish), 5470 nucleotides long. It is a transcript of the gene plekha5, whose product is annotated as pleckstrin homology domain containing A5. The transcript has 32 exons. Gene Ontology annotation, cellular component: cytosol. The coding region runs from base 473 to 5083 and encodes 1536 amino acids. Gene Ontology annotation, molecular function: phosphatidylinositol-4-phosphate binding; phosphatidylinositol-3,5-bisphosphate binding; phosphatidylinositol-3-phosphate binding. The record is from RefSeq and is a predicted model, not a curated record. NCBI's taxonomy places the organism in Eukaryota, Metazoa, Chordata, Actinopteri, Cyprinodontiformes, Poeciliidae.